CAACUGCUCUCACAUAAACACAGAGAUCAGAUACCUCAGCAGCAGCAGCUGAACGCAGGAUGAUGAGGAUGUCGGGAAGAGUCACAAGUUGUUGGGUAGCCUUGUUCCUCGCUUUGACCUCUGUGUCAGCUAUACAAAAGCUCAAUUCAAUCAAUGAUUUGAAGAAAAUCGACUUUGGCCACACUGUGCCCAAGCACAGUCUUCUGCUGCUCCACUGGUUUGCUAACAUAGUUGAUAUUGACAAUAACAAUAUAAUAAGACUGACCUUCAAUCCAAACAAUGGAGAUUACGGCUCACAUCAUUAUGGCAACUAUGAGAGCCUGCUGGACCCACUGCCUUAUGGAAAUAUCAGACACCGGUACUACACUGUUGGCAAUCUCAAUCAAGCAACUUCCUCUGAGCAACUUCCAAAUUAUGUUGUCCAUCCCCGGAGAGAGUACGCGGGAAGAAACAGGGACCGGAUCAUAUUCAGAGUCAGGGAGCAGAACACAGGAUGGCAAAGGAUUGACCAAGUGUACAUCACACAGCAUUAUGAGACUUCUGAAAAUCAGGGGACUAGAUAUGAUCCAGAACAUACAUACCAGGUCACUAUCAACCUUUUGAGAGAGAUUAGAGAAUUUUCCGUGGAAGAAAACCAACAGUCACUGUCAGAGCUCAGAGACCACUUCAGAAGUAACGCUGGUGAUUUACAGUUAAGGGACAUCAGAAACACAUGGGGUGACCUUGCUUGUCUUGGACUGCUGCUGUUUAUUGUGAUCCAGGAAAAGUACUCCUCUAACCAACCCAACAGGAGACCUCAACAUUCAGUGAGAAGAAACACACAACCUGAUUUUGUUGUGAACAUCCCAGAAAACAGACAAAAUAAUGUCAUUGCUGCUAAUGGUCUGGGGAUUUUACAACCAUACCUAGAGGAUCAGGAUGACGAGAUACAACUUGAGGUGACAACAGGCAAGAAAGGAAAAGCCAGGAUUGUUUGGAGAAACAUUCCUGAACAUCGUCUAAGAGAUGGAGUGAUGGUUGUGCUUUUCAAGAGCAACGAGGACCAGGAGGCCAGCAGGACUUAUGAGUGCAUUGGGUACAGAGAAGCAGGUAGCUGUGAUACUUCAGCACCCCUGAAUGACAGCCUUCAGGCCCGGCUGCAUAAGGUGAGAAGACGGUGCUGCUUCUGGAGAGUGGUGGGAGAGGAGAUAUGUAGAGGUGUUGAGUUUAAGAAUCCCAAAGCAAUCCCUAUAGCAGGCAACAAUGCAUUACUCCAGCUCUUUGUAAAGGAUGGCAAGGCUUGUGCUCGCUUAUUUGUUAAGAAGACUUUCAGUGAGUGGAGGUCCGAAUUUAAGAAGUCUUGGGUCGGGUUCUAUACCUCAGCAGAUAAAGCCACAAAUCACUAUGCAUGGUGGAAGUGGCAAUGGGCAACUAAAUUCAGACCUAGCACUGUCGUUGAGCACCCCUCUUAUGAUGUCUAUGAGUAUCACUCGGGUAUGGCAAUUGCCCCUGGAGUCCAAGCACGAUUCAUACUUCGGGAUGAGGAAGUUAUAGCUCGCACCCCAAGCUGGAGGUGAUGAAAACUACUAGAGAUCCACAAUCAGAGAGCCCACUAUCAAACAGCAGCAGAGUUUUUUUUUUUAAAAAAAAGGCUGAUAUUAUCUUAUUUCAUAUAUAUUCGUAUCUGUGUAUAUGUGAGUAGACAAGUAACAAAUUGCAGUACAGAAAUGCCAAACUAGUGUCUCCAUUAAAGUCCUCCAUAGGGUCAAUUUUGCAAACCCUCAAAGCUGCAACAAAUCUCAGCAACUCACUUGUUGAAACUCAUUCAGAUCAUUUGUAUUUAGGGCUUGCACAGCGGCUGGUCUGAAGUUAUCUGCCAUUGUGCCUGAUGCACUGUCCCGUAAUGUACUGUAACUGAUUUUGCAAUAAUCAUUUGUCCAUGUAUGCAAAAUCAGCUGUGCUCUCAGGGCUGGAAUGAUGAUGAAUUGAGGGGUGAAAAGUUGUGCUUUACAUUUACAAAGAAAAUAAAUCAUGGUGGCUAAUUACGCUUAAUAAAAGUAUACUGGUUUAGAUGUUUUUUUUUUGUUUUUUUUUUUAAUGUGCCUUUAUUUUUAUUUUCAUGUUCACUGCCUGCACACAUUUUGUUCACUUUUAGGCUGUCAUGUUGUGUUAUUUGUUUUGGCUCCAUAUGUUUAAUUUUAUUGUGUACUAUUUCAGUCAAGUUUGUGAAUUUUGUCCAGUUAGUCUUCAGAGUUUUGCAGUGAUCAGCACAUCUUCCUCACCAAGUGAGGAAGAUGUUUGCUUGCACUGAAAACCUGCAGACUCUGACAUCUGCUGUGAAUAACAUUGGGAUGGAUCUUACCUGCCGGGGAAAAUUACAGCACAAAAGAUCAAAAACAGGAUGGCAGUUUUAAGUAUUAUUAGACCAAGAGGUGAGGUCUAAGUGGUUGGAUUUUACCACAAAAAUCACAUCUGGAUAUUUGUGGCUUUAUGGGCCUAUUUGCAAAACUGUGGUUAGUUAGUACCUAAAGCUUUAUUCAUGCAACAAUGUCAUGCUCCAGUACAUUUAAACUAAUCGUAGUGACUCAUUGUUGAUUCUGACAGAGCUGAAGGAAAUGUAGAUUGCUCAGAUAUAUAAAUUAAACUGAUAAGUGAAAUGAUCAAUGGCCUGUAGAGAAAAAUCUGAACUGAUAAUGUAUUAGCUUGAAAACAAAAAAUGGAUUGUAUUUUACUUAUGUUUUUGUUUUCUUCUUGUAUUUUUUUAAAAUUGUAUGUUUAUUAAACCACAUUUUAAGUGUUA
Molecule: messenger RNA, 2779 nt
Organism: Toxotes jaculatrix (banded archerfish)
Lineage: Eukaryota; Metazoa; Chordata; Actinopteri; Toxotidae
Exons: 2
Coding region: 60-1556 (498 amino acids)
Source: RefSeq, a predicted model, not a curated record